AUGCCUGGAACACACGUGUUACGUGAAAUCGAGAACGUUUACUUCUCGUCUCCGUCAGAAUUCGAUGCGGGCCGGUAUGUACUGGAACAUGCACCUGCUACUCCCACCUGUGACGAUAUUGAAGUGAUGUUCACCAAGCUCAAAAGACAGCAACAGGUAGUAUCUGGCAAAGCCCUCCAUCUUAUAUCUCAACAACGCGACAACUGCGACCGCGAAUUCAACGAAAUACAAAGCAUUAGAGAACAAUUAACGCAAACUCUUAACUCUUGUCGAAACGCCAGAGAGCAGUUACGCACUGCGUCGAAUCACUUAACCGUAUCUACUUUUGUUAUCCUUGCAAAUUUCAGAAAAAGACAGUUAAUCAGGUCAGUUUUAAAGUCCCUAGAAUUGCUAAGAAGUCUUCGGAGUGUAGAAAAGGAUGUAGCUGAAUUAGUAAAUAAAAAAGAGUACUUCGGGGCUAUAGAAUUGAUACAAAAAAGCAGGAAAGCUGCAGCGAAUCAUAAAGAAUUCACUUGCAUAGCAGACUUGAAUGUCAGACUACACGAUACCCUUUAUAUGACGGAAGAGAAGUUGGAUUCGGUUCUGGCCAGUAUCUGUUAUAAUUUCGAUGAAAAUACAUUUAGGGAGUUAAGGAAAGCCUAUGCGUUGUUGGGGAAGACGCAAUCGGCAAUGGAGCAGCUGCAUAUGCAUUAUUCAUCAGCGGUGAAUGAAAGUUCUGUAAAUGCAGUGAAGAAUUUUGUAGACGUAACUUUGGAGAUGAAGUUUCAAGAUAUGUGUCAGGCGGUACCGACCACGAAAGCGCCAAUAUGUCUGCUAAAUUUAUGCGAUAACUUGUUCCUUGUUAUGAAGAGUUAUUAUUUACUGGUCAAAUGGCAUAAUAAACAUGAUGAAGAGGAAAUAUUACCGAAUUCCAGUAAUGUUGUAGAGAUAGAAAUGAACGUUAGCAGGGAGUACAUAAGACAGAAGUUAAAAGCCGGUUUGCCUAAAAUGUGGAAUGAUGUACAAGGAAAAGUGUCCAUAUUUUUAAAAAACUCUGGUUUAGAAGAGUAUCCCUUUGAGAAAUUCAUACAAAUGUUGGGAAUAUUGAGAAAGUUGACGCAAGUUGCUGAAGUUUUUUGCGGUGACAAGUCAGAUAUCUUGCAAGACUUUAUAAAAACGCAAAGCGUGUCGUACAUAAAGAACUAUCAUCGAGGGAGAAUGGAAGAACUGAAAUUAUUUCUUGAAAAUGAAGGAUGGGAACAAUGCCCGGUCAAAUCGACAUUCAAUCUGCUAAAUCUACAGGAAUUUAAGCAAUUUAAGAAGUAUUUAAAUCCGUUAAAAUCAGAGCAAUCAUUUAUCAAAACUCAAAGCGAUGGAGCCUCAUCAAUCUCACAAGACGAAAGUGUGUGUAUAAAUAAAUAUUUCAGUGAAAAAACAAGGACGACACCGUUUGACAUGUUCAAGAAUGAAAACGUGACGAAUGACGAUAUUUUUGGCUUGGAGACAGAGUAUGACCAAAGUGAUGAAUCUGAUGAUGACCCGGACGAGCUGAAACGCGAAUUUGUCGACGAAAAUGUCGACAGAACGAACGAAAGUCCGUCGAAAAUCAAAGACAGUGUCAUUGUAACAAAUACAACGUUGUCUGUUUUGAGAAAUUGCGGGCAAUAUCUGCAAAUAUGUCGUUAUUUGCCUCAAAUUUCUCUAGAAGUCGUUAUGCUUAUGAAUCAAUUGUUUGAUUAUUAUUUUUAUACAGUCCAUCUAUUUUUCACAUCAGAUCUUGAUGUUGCAUCUACAACUUUGUAUACAACGAAACUAUCGGCAGUUUUGAAGCGUAUUUCCAACAGUAUCGACACUUCUGGUUCAGACAAUGAGAAAAUCUUCGUUUGUCCAGAAUUACCAACACAUUUAGACAUGACUUCGGAAGAGAACUUGCACGCAUUAUCUGAACGAAUAGUAGCAGUCGAAAGCUGCGUGUUUUUAGCUAAACAAUACGAAUUUCUACAACCAUAUUUAGAGUCAAUAGUGUCACAACAUCAGAGAAUGAUUUUAGAGCAUUUUAAAGAUAACACUUUAGCGGUGGCACCAGAUUUAAGACAACCCGUUUAUAUGUGUUCGGCCUCAAAAUCAGUUGACGCUAGAUCCGCUUUAAUAGCCAUGUCUCAGGUUAGGUGGGAUGUGAAAAACGUUGCUGUAGAACACAGUCCUUAUGUCGAUAUGAUUACAAGAAAAAUUCAAGUUUUCACUUUACGUUUGGAGAAUAUUUCAACAAAGGUAUCAUUGAAUGUGGAUGUUUUAAAAUCUGUUUGGACAAUGGUCUCCAAAUUUAUAGUACAUCUUUUGGUUGAAGGGUUUUCUAAUGCGACAAAGUGCACGAAUGGCGGUAGAGGUCUUAUGCAGUUGGAUUACAGGCAAUUAUUUGUGAAAUUAGAAAAGAUAUCAGGGCUAAAACCCGUACCGUACCAAGAUUACGUCGAUAGUUACGUAAAAGCUUAUUAUUUACCGAGAAACGAGCUCGAAGAAUUUGUUUCGAAGCGGACAGAGUAUUCUAAUAAACAUUUACUAGCGUUAGUGACUUGUGCUUGUGAAAAUAAACGUGACAGACAAGCUUUGGUCGCCAUUUUGGAAAAUAGAGAUUCAAAUGCUCAAUAAUGCGGCUGGUAAGUAUCUUAUUAGCACUGCUAUCACUUGUUCCUCAGAAUUAACAGCAUCUGCACUGUCUUUAUCAUCUUUUCAAACUGGCUCUUAUGCUCACUAGUACCCAAAGUAGACCAAUUAAGUAUUUUAUGGCAGCCAUUUUGUUUUUGCAAAAUUUUAAAAAAUAACGUUCUUAAGUAGCACUUAUUAUAGAGCGGAAACUAAUUCUAUAAUCGCUUAACCCUCCUUGUCUGCCUCAAUUACCAAAAGCUUUUUAUAUGGAAGCUGAAGAUGUGCUGAUGGAUGCAUCCAUCAAAUGCGUCUUCACAUUUGGGAUCAGUCUUUAAAGUAUGUGUUAGAGCUAUAACAAAUAAUAAGCUUUAAUUUAUAAAUUUCGUUCUAAUUCGUCAUAAAAAUUGUAACUAAUUUCAUGAUAGUAAUUUAUGAAACCUAUUAUGAAAAUAUACUUAACUUUUUGUCGCAAAACUACUCUUAAUGAAAUAAAAAUACUAUAGUCCAUUUCAAUAGGGAUGAGUUCUGUGACACUUCCAAUUUUUCAUUGUACGCAUACGUUUUAUAACUAAUCUGUCAACCAUGUAAUAAAAAUAAAUAUUAAAUUUGUUAUAAUGUACAAAUAUCAAACAAUAUUUGUUGUAGAUGUAAUUUUAAGUCAAAUUUGUGGUAUAUUAUGUAGAUAGAAAAUGAAAUAAUAAAUAUAAAAAUAAGUUACCCCAACUGCUUCAAGCGUAAAACGGAUUAUUUAUCCAUAGAGAUUUACACUGUAGAAUCGAUAAAUCGAAAUGGCUUUUGUAUAACUCGCGUCAAUACGAGGCACAUACCUUGUUAGAGGGUUUUAUUUUGUUUUUAACUU
Hyposmocoma kahamanoa is the source of this 3484-nucleotide messenger RNA. It is a transcript of the gene Vps50, whose product is annotated as syndetin. Gene Ontology annotation, cellular component: EARP complex. NCBI's taxonomy places the organism in Eukaryota, Metazoa, Arthropoda, Insecta, Lepidoptera, Cosmopterigidae. The transcript is spliced from 3 exons. Gene Ontology annotation, molecular function: SNARE binding. Gene Ontology annotation, biological process: retrograde transport, endosome to Golgi; endocytic recycling. The coding region runs from base 1 to 2628 and encodes 875 amino acids. The record is from RefSeq and is a predicted model, not a curated record.